Messenger RNA from Exserohilum turcica Et28A, 2087 nucleotides. RefSeq lists its product as uncharacterized. Gene Ontology annotation, biological process: transcription initiation at mitochondrial promoter. The record is from RefSeq and is a predicted model, not a curated record. Gene Ontology annotation, molecular function: mitochondrial transcription factor activity. Lineage: Eukaryota; Fungi; Ascomycota; Dothideomycetes; Pleosporales; Pleosporaceae. Gene Ontology annotation, cellular component: mitochondrial DNA-directed RNA polymerase complex; mitochondrial matrix. The coding region runs from base 13 to 2019 and encodes 668 amino acids. The transcript is spliced from 2 exons.
CCGCACGCCUUGAUGAUUCGCAUACGCCCGACUACGUCGCAUCCUCUCUGGCGAGUGAGUGCAACCUUCUCUCAACGGGGCCAGACGCGCUUUGCUAGCAUUAAACAUGGCGGCAAGGGCGGGCGCCCAAGAGGCGCGGUCACCUACUGGAGCGAAGAGAAGUUGGCAACAGAGGAGAAAUAUCCAUUGAGCUUCGACAUGAAGGACAAGAUACAUCCUUCACUUGAACCCAAAGUCAAGAGAAAAAGAAACGUAAACGCAGGUUCCUCGGCCAUGGCGGGGGGCGUUCAUGUUCGAGCACAGAUUGUAAGUCCUGAUCUGUGUGACGACGUGCUCAAAUACGUCGGCCAUACCUUAGACAAGCACAAAGGGUGCGACAUCCUUGACCUCUAUCCCGGCAAUGGGCUCUGGUCGCAGAAACUUCACGAGUACCUCCAACCACGAAGCCAUGUGUUGGUUGAACCCAACUUCGAAAAAUUUCAGGAUUAUCUCAACCCUCUGCUCAAAGCGCCCGGCUCCAAGUACUCGCUUGUAGAGAAGGACGUGUCCAAUCUCCAAGUAAUCAGAGACUUGGUCGCAGAUGGUCUCUUCCCGCACCAGACUAUACUAGAUCCACGAGACCCAAAGGCCCAGGAGCCAAACAAUUCGAUGUUGGUGACGGGCUGUUUGGUCUGGGAUCCUCCUCUGCUGGGUAUGGGCCUGGACUCAAUGGCUAGACAAAUUUACUAUCUUCUUUGCUCCACCGCUCGGAGCAACGACACGAUCCAUGCCUAUGGUCUAGCCCGCACUCUGCUAUGGAUGCAACACGAUGAUUUUGGUCCUUCAGUGGCUGACUCUAUCACUACGCUGUCUAGAAACCCACGAUUCAUGGAGAUGACGCAGAAAAGCCAUCUGAUUGUGAAUGGGGAGCGGGUCGCACGAAAAAUGGGCAAAGCGUCUUCAGGACGCGAGCCCCAAUAUGAAAUUGAGGGCACCGUUCGCGCCUUGCAAAGAGGUAGAGCCCAAGGCAUGGAGCUGCCUUCGCAUCGGCGCGACUACAUCCAUGAUUUUGCUGAUGAUAUUGAGCGCAUUACCAAUGGCACAGGCAUAACCAAGAGCGCCGACAUGCAUCUUUACCUCCACGAACAAUAUGCAGCCGGCAAGCCUGCUAUUGGUUUGCUUAGCGAGGGUCUCCUUGAGCGCUAUGAAAACGAACAAAUUAUCCUAGACCAAUAUCCCGAUAUCGAAAUCCCUCCAGGAAUAUCAGUCUCGGAUGUCAAGGGGGUCAAACGUUCCGUUCCAGCAGACCACCCAGGCAAGGAUAUUCUUCAUGAUUACAUGAGAAACACUGCGAAUGUGUACCACACCCAAAGAAUAAAGAUGCAGAUUGAGGCGAUAGCCGACAUUGGCGAGGCCAUGUAUAAUCUCGAAUGCAAGAUCCUCGGCAUGAAAGAUGGGCCCAAGAAAAAUGCUGCAUUGGCAAGGUUGGAGGAAUUGAACACCAGUUGGGAAAAGGGCAACGAGAAAUUGCCUGGGAAUUACUUUCGUGCACCGGCAUCCGAGCUCGACGACCGUCUGGCUAUACGCGCGCCCCCUAGCCCACGUCUUCAAUGGGAUGCGCGGCCAUUUGAGCCCCUCACCAUGCACACGAACGAAGCCUGGCCAAGGAAUCGUCUCUCUCUCAUCUCCACGGAGCCCAUCCCCCAGCCUGCUGGUCCAUUCCCCGAUUACUUUGAGUGGCUGCAAGACUUUAUAACUGGGCUAUUUGCCGCGCCCGUAGACAACAUAGUCGAGGCUCUCGACAAGAUGCAACACGGACUCAGCGACAUCAUCGAGGAGUGUCCGAGCCUGAAGGAUCCAAAAAAGGGUGGCAGAUUGCAGAUGAAGCACUUGAGAGUGAGGAUGCUGACACCGGAAAUGAUCAGUGAACUGUUGGAGGCAUACAAGAGUUGGCCGUUCAAGGCGCCAGGAAGCGAUCACAGCAAGUUCUUUAGGCAUAAGAGUUCAUCUGCGUUGUUCACUUCGAGACAGACCGGUUGAUGAGGCAGACUGAAUGAUUGUGAGUGUCGGUGUGAGUUUGGAAUAUCUUUAUUCUACCGAAUAAGAAU